GUGACUUUAAGUUAUCACGGUUAUGAAAAGUUUUGGAUUAUUAUGAGAUUGUGUUUAUAAACAGCAAAUAUUUCUUAAUUUGUGGACGUAUAUUUUUUCCUAUGGCAAUAUGAAAUGGGAUUGACUAUAAUGAUUAAUAUUUAUUCUAUUCUGUUGGGUAAUGAUUUUUUUCUCCUGUAACUCUUCCCAGACUCAGGGAGCCAUCAUGACAUGAUCGGAACUUGGAUUUUUCUGGAUUUAGUGAUAUAAAAUUGUGUCAUUUUGUGCAAUUUUUUCCAAUAUGUUGUUCUUUGACAUUUAAACAUGAUUGUUUCUUGUAUAAACAAACAUUUAUGGUAGACUUGAAGGGCUCUAAACUUAAUGGAAAUGUUAUUUCUAAAGAUCAAAGGAUACAUUAUUGGUUUCAUAAUUGUUAAGGUCAUAAAUCACUAGUAUUACCCUAUAAAGGCAUUGUAGUCUCGUGUGGUUUAUUAACUGGUACAGCUGCUGCAUUUAUAUAUUGCAAUAGAUAUGUUUUCAUUGCAUCUUUUAUUGAUCAAUAAUAUAUAGGGCUGUAUUAUAGUCUCGAAUAUCAUUAUACGGAUGAAAGCAUGACUAUAAGGAAUUUAAUUGAGAUCACUAUAGCCAUCUAAUCCUCGCAACAACUGAAAAAUUUUGUCAUAUGAAGUGACUUUCGUGCCAAAUUUCAUCAAGAUCUUAAAGGGAUUUUACAUGAAAGAGAAUGGAUUAUACAUAUUAUUGGAGAGGUAAUCAAGAUAAUGCAACAGCGUGACUCUCAAUUUCUCAUUGUGAAUCGGAUAUGCUGAUAAGGAAAUUCAAAGGAUUACCAAAUGGGGGUGGAAACGGAAUCCAUGAAAAUCGCUCGAAGCUCAAUGGAGGAAAUCGAGGUGUUUAAAAACGCGGAUUCUCCGACCGGGGAGCGUAUAAAGCUCUUCAUAGAUGAGUUAGAGCCGAUAGAGGUUGCUGGGGGAUCUGGACAUUUAGAGAUGCCCCCUCGGCUUCCUGUGCUUCCCCUGCAGGCCUGUGUGGGGCCAGGUGACCUUGACUUUGACCUUGAUUUUAUGGUCAACCUUGAACUUGACCCUGAUGUUGAAUAUCAUUCAGGCCAAGAGGUACAGCGUAUCAGUGUCAUCAACAAUCUGCCAGACCUGCUACGUGACAGCCAUGCAGACUGUAUGCGCAGGGUCGUUCCAAAAGUCAGGGAGGUUUUGCAUGUCGCCCAGGCGGACAUGCAGCUCGCCGCGUCGUCAGCGUUCAUCCAGAUCUUGCGGAAGGACCUGGUUCCUGUGCAGAAUUAUGCGCAGACGUUUCUACAGACCAUUCUCUCCAGCGUUGACAACAAGGACCCAGUGAGAGAUUGGGAGAUAGCGACAGCGUGGCUGGACACUCUACUUGAUGUGAUUGACUUGCUGCCCAAAGAUAUAAUAAAAAAAGAGAUUCUAACCAUUGCAAUAGAGAAGGGCCAGCUGUCACAGCCAGUACAGACCAGGCUCUCAUGCUGUAAAAUCCUCGGAAAAAUCGCUACAAGAUUUGAACCCUUUGUGAUAAAGAAAGAGAUCCUGCCGGUAGUUCAGUCGCUGUGUCAGGACGUGGAGUAUGAAGUGCGGGGAUGUAUGUGUCUACAACUGGAUCCCGUGUCCAGAGGGUUGGGGCUAGAGGCAACUAAAAGUGCAAUACUGCCAGAGUUGGUGGAGUUGACCAAUGAUGAAGAGAGUUACGUUCGCAUAGCGGGACUUCAGACUGUGGUCAAUAUUCUCACUCUCGUCGAUGAAGACACAUGUAGGGCAACAUUGAUACCUCUGGUGUGCAAGUUCUGUCAGCAGGCAAUGAAAACGGAAGACGUCACGCUUCCUAUCGUUGCCAAGGAGAUCGGCAGACUGGCACACGGCUUUCUUGCGUACUUGACUGAAGAACAGAAACUAUGGUUUGUGGAUUUCUUCAAGUCAAUGUGUCGGGUCGGGCUGUCGGAAAACAAACAGAACAAGAAUAAAGAAGCGGAGAAAGACUCACCAACUAAAGAUCAGGGUUCGGUAGAACUAUUUGUGCCAGUAUUACCAGACAUUCUGGAACUUGAGGAGAGGGUGAUAGAAACUCGAAGAAACUGUGCAUUUAACUUCCCAGCAAUGGUUAUGUUUGUUGGGGCGAAGUCUUUCAAGGCAGAGCUGGGGACGUGUUUCUCUCACCUGUGUAAGGAUCCAAACGUCGAAGUCCGUAAAACGCUCUCCUCAGGGUUUCAUGAAAUAUCGGGCAUGAUGGGCUCCCACGUAAACAAUCUCCUUGGUGACUUGAUAGUUCUUCUGAAGGACGAGAACACCGAGGUCCUCAAGGGCGUGGUCACCCACCUCCCAGACACAAUCACCUCAAUAUGUGGGCCCCUCACUCACCAGGCCAUGCAUGAAGCCAAGCAAAACCAGAUAGCGGACAUCAUUCCUGCAAUUCUUUCCGCUGAGUUGGUGAUAGCCUCAUCCAAUGACUGGCGUCUUCAGGAGAUGAUUGUCGAGCACUUUCGUUGUUUUCAGUACCUCACAAACAGCGAGAAUAUCUACAACAAAAUCAUUCCAGUCCUAAUGAGAAAAUUGAGAACAGCGCGAGCGAUGCCAGUUCGGCUAGCUGCUACUCGAUCCACUCUAUCCUUGGUGAGAAAUAUCAAGAAAAUGGAACAACGCUCCAACAUUCUCUGUACACUUGUAGAAGAUUUCUGUCAUGGAUAUAGCUGUCGCAAUAGGAGUUUAUUUAUAGACAUUUGUCGAGUGACUAUAGAAUAUUAUUCAAAGGCAUAUUUUAAAGAAACGUUUUUUGAAUCGCUAGUGAGUCUUCAUACGGACCCAAUACCGAAUAUUCGCUAUAGGUUGUGUUCAGUGUUACCGGAUUUGAAACGAAUAAUAAAGUUACCUAGUGAUAAAAUGCUCCAUCAGUUGUUGGAUAGUUGUGUGCGUAGACUUUUAAUAGGAGAGAAAGAUAGAGACGUCGCUCUGGCCGUGAAAAUUGCAGUGGAGGAAAUGGACAAAAUACCAGUUCAGAUGGAAUCAGCAUUAACUCGGCGUAUCAUGAUGGAAGAAGAUGUUGAAGACCAGAAAAAAGAAGCAGAUGAAAAACGACUCAUAGAGCUUGAGGAACGCGAGUUAAAAAAGGAAGAGGAGGCAGCCAAGGCAAAAGCUGACAAAAAGGGCAUGAAGGACAACGCUUCAAAAAUACCGGCGCCGAAAAAGAGCAAGGGCUCAGUCUGUGGUAAAUCCGAGCGCGAGUCUGCAGGAAUAAAACGGACACCCAGCACUACAAAUUCCACAACCAGUACCUCUACCACAGUUAAAGCAAAUACUGAGACGGAAUCACGGAUUCCUCUUGCUAACCGCUCAAAGUUAGCGAGAACAAAGUCAGGAAUGAGAACUAAGAACGCUCAAGUGAAAAAUGACUCUGCAGCUAGCAAGCUUUCUUCUACAAAGACAAGUAGGUCAGGGGUCAGUGGGGUUCCGACCCCCAGCAGUGCAGGGUCAAGAAAGAGCUCAGUAUCAAAAAUGGCAGCGUCUGAGGGCGCGCAACGCCGAGCCUCGAUAAGCAGUCCCCCCAUUUCGGUGACAGAAAAGGGUGCCGUACGAAAGAAUAGCAACGGAAGCAUUCCUGUAAAGUCAACGAAGAAAACCAAAUGAUGACAUCAUGUCUGGCCAGUUUGGUGUUCCCAAAUGAAGCAUAAUAUUUACACUAUGUGCAACUAAACGGCAAUGCAAUUUCGCCCCACUCCGCAUUUAAUGUCCAUUAAAAGUCAUGUGCUCAUUUGUGAUUGUAUAUCGGAAGUUCGGACAGUGAUUUUACAUCCUGCGUGAACAUGUUUCUGGGAUAGAGGCUGUUAUGAAGCAGUCCAAAAAUGAGAUUCUAGAUGUCUGAAAUCAAUGUGAUCAUAAACUGGUGACCUUGACAGUGUUAGCUUGUGACCUUGACAAUGAAAACUUAGGACCUUGACAUUGUCAAGGUUAAAAAAGGAGGAGGAGGCAUAUGAGUGUAGUUUGUAGCUCAAAGGAUGUUUUAACAGAUUCGACAGUGACUGUGAACAUGCAUUUAGUCACAGAAUUGUAACAGGAAAGUUUGCGAUGUGAAAGGCAAGGAGAAGAUGUAUAGAAAAUGGACAAGUGCAUGAAUGUGACAGCCUAUCUGUGGAGAUACUUUCUGUGUGAUUCAUGGUGUAAAAUGAUGGUGGUCGUGGUCCUUAAAUGGGAUAUGACCAUGUGGAUGUAUUGGUGCAGAGUUUUGGGGAGUAAUUUUCCCUUAUUUUUAUGACAAAUGGAGCCAUGACAGUUCUUACUGUGAUAAUUACAGAAAUGGAGCAUUUAUCACAUGUGGCCUGAUUUAUCACAUGAUGGUGAUAUUUCAAUAAAUUGAGCAUUUAUCGCAUGUGACUUAAAUGAUCACAUGAUGUGAUAUUUCCAUAAAUGGGGCAUUUAUCACAUGUGCCCUGAAUGAUCAUUAGUGUGAUAAUUCAGUCAAAUGAGUAUUUAUCGCAUGAACGAAGUGACAUGAUCUGUGAGAUAUUUUGGUAAAUGGAUCAUUUAUCACACAUGAUCUGAUCGAGUGAUAUGAUUCCCAUAAAUAUGAGUGUGAUAUAUCUGGAAAUGGGGAUCCAGUGAUAAUAUUAUAAUGAUGAUCAGUUGUAAACAGUUUGAUGUGAAAGGGGCACUUCAAUCAUUUUAUAUCCAUCUGAACAAUGGAUUUUUUUUUAACAAAUCUUAAAAUUACAGCAUCUGUUCUAGAUGCUAUUUGCUCUUUCCACGACAUUUGCACCGUCAGAUUUUCUUGAAUCUAAAAUAUAAGUAAGCUGUUACCAACGUGAUAGAGUGCCCCUUUAAUUAAAAUGUGAACUGGCUACUACUUACAUGGCUUAUCUGUUGCAAGAGAUUGAUAGCCAUACUAGGUCAGAGCAUUUCUUAUUUGGAGAAAUUAUUUAUUGUGUAUUGAUAAUACAUUAUGAGCAAUAAUUUAGUCAUUCUUUCAAACUGUUUUAGGUAAUUAAGAAAAUUAUAUAGUUUGCAUGUUUUUCAUAGUUUCAACUUUUUAUGAGCUGUUCAUGGUAUAGGUUUUGCUUUAUUUUUUUGUUCCUUUUUUCAAAGACUUCUUGAACGAAUUGUUGUUCAACAUUUUCUGUUAGAAACGAAAAUGUGUAAAAUAUGGUGUAAAUAAAUAAAAAACAAACUACGGUUAAACUGAACAAAAAAUAUUGAUUUUUUUUAAAUAUUACCAUUUUUUAACUGUUACUUUAUAACUUGAGAUCUAUACUGAAUUUCAUUCUUAUAAAAUUGAAUAAUGGAGUGGAAAACUCAAAUUUAAGCUAAAUAAUUGGAUGCAGAAAUUUACAGGGUCAUACUGUUUGUAAGCCUUGAACUUCAGCAUUCUGAUAAGAAAUUGAUAACAUAAAGUCCUUGACUUAAUUAAGGCAGACUGUCUGUCCUUAUAAUCUUUGUGAGCUUCUGAACUUUCAAAAGUUUUCGCUUGUCCAGCUGUUUUGAAAAGAUUAGGAGUAAAGAUGUUGACACUGCCUCGGUAUAGGCAAAACUUGCUAGUUGGCUGUAACUUUAAAGCUGCACUCUCACAGAUUAACCAUUUUUACAAGUUUUUUUAUUUUUUGUCUUGAAAAGAGCAAAUUUUUGCAUAAAUAUCUGCAAACAAAUGAUAAAAGAUUGCUGACAAAAAUCAGAUCGCAGAUUUGCAUAUUUCUGUUCGAAAGUUAAUGUUUUAUGGCUUAAACCGUUACUAACAGUUUAAGAAAAAUGCAUAAAACAUUAAAUUUUGAACUCAUAUAUAAAAAUUUGCGAUCUUAUUUUUUGUCAGCAGUCUUAUAUAACUGGUUUCCAUGGAUUUUUGCAAAAAUUGGCUCGUUCUAAGACAAACAAUAAAAAAAGUUGUCAAAGCGUUCAAUCUGUGAGAGUGCAGCUUUAAAACCUUUGAAGAUAUCAAGUAGAAAAUUGGUUGUGCUCAAUUGUAAUGUAAAAGUUAUGUUUUACAGUAUACCAAUGUUCAGGACGCUUUAAAUCUUUUUUAACCUCGCUAAGAUAUAUAUGUUUAAGAAGAUCCUUAUGCCAGUUUUAGUCGCUAUGUCAAUUUCACAUUGUCACUUAUAACAGCAUUACGUGGUCACAAUAAUUUUUGUGAUUUCAUCAUUUUGUGUUCUUUGUAGAUUUUAUGUACAUGUUGGCUUUAAAACUGAAGGGUACCCAUAUCACUUUCUGCUUAGGGAAUAGCAAUUAUAUAAGUGUCAAAUCUAAGUUGAAUUCUAUCUGUGCAAAAUGUACAAGACCUGAGGGCUUUUGCCUUUUUGGGCGGUCUACAUUUCGAAACUGUAUAGGUCUUCAGAAUUUCCCUCGGGCCCAUGAAUUUGAUUAUUGUAUGGGCCCAAAUGGGCUUUGCUUUAAAAAAAUCAUUUCACGCAAACUGUUUAUUACCUCACUAUAUAUUGAAAUUACUGUCAUAGUUAAAUUCUUUUGUUAUGCUUCAUUACAAUUCAAGAAUUGCAGGGGCGUAGCCAGCGGUACUCACUUACGCAUGUGCGUAACAUUAAUUUGAAAAAUGAAAAAAAAAGGCAAAAUUGCAUCAAAGUCGAGGGUUUAGCUAAAUAUUGAUAUCAGAAUAAGAUUAGCUUUAGUAGGCAUUGUUUCUCUGUGCUAGAUAGCUUACUGAGCUUAAAUCAAUCACUUGAUAACUACAAAGUCGGCAGCCUCGAACCUAUAAAUUCCUCCAAAAACUCAUCAGUGCUCAACAUGUUAGUUUCCUUUUUUUUCUCUGGGGAGCAUCCCCCUCCGAACACCCCUACGGCUUCAGGGAUAUUCCCACUCCCACACCCUCAUGCGUAACAUUCAGUAAAGCCUGGCUAUGCCCCUGAAUUGAUUAACUCAGAUUGAUUAAAGUCUAAAAAAAGACUACACAAUUUGAGUCUUAGUUGUGUUGAAUUUGAUGAAAACAUUUUCAUAUAGUGUUAAAACUUGUUCAUUUUUCUUUUUAUGAAUUUGGCAAUGUCACAAUUGCCUUUAACAUUCCACUAUAUUUCAAGUGCUGUUCUAUAUAUUAUUAUCUUUAAGUCAAGGUAAAUUGAAGUUGACCCCAUUUUCUAUUUAGAUUAAGUUAUCUUCACAAUAACAUUCAAAAAUUAGUAAUAUUUUAAACUAAAAUUGUCAAUGAAAUGAUGUCAAUACUUCUGAUAAAGUAAUCUGCUUGCAUCAAGUUGAAACUUAAGUUAUUUUUCUUUUGAAUCUGUAAAAAUAUUUGUCCAAUCUUAGAGCAGUUUCAUUAUACAGAAACUAGCUAAGAGUGAUUUUUUGCCCAGGAGAGAAUUUGAACAAUAGUGGGGUGGUUUUAUCAAAAAUCCUAGAAGUGAUUUUUACAUGAGAAAGGUUUUCAGGAGUUCAGUUCCAGUUUGAAAUCCUGUUUUAGAACAAAAUUAUUCCCAGGAUUAUUGAUGAAAGGAUCAUACCACAAGAUUUAUUUUUUCAAUCUGGGUAUGACUCUAAAGAUAGCAGGGUCAUUUGAUUUGGCCUUACUUUUCUUAGUCAUCUCUGGGUAUUCAAGGUGCUUUUUGACUAUUUGUUUUGCCAUAUAUAGCCACUGUUUGCCAUUAAAUCAAAGAUAAAUGUUUAAAUAAUAGAACUAACUUUACUAACUUCACUGGCAACAUUUCUAAAUCUCAGGUCUUAUAAUUGAGUGGUUUGCUUUAAAUUUAGCUUGAUAGAAAAAGAUAACAAAGUAGUUUAAUAACAUUUUUUGAUGUUAUUUAUCUCAUCCUUUUAACAUCUUUUGUCAGUGGUAAAAUUGAACACAAGCCUGCAAGCCCUGCACUGGUAAAAUGUCUAACGGGCUUACUUAAAUUCUGAAUUUUAUAUAGCAGGGCUUGUUAAAAAAAUUACAUGCCAAACAAUGGUAUAAGAGUUCGGGCUUAUUCAUCCAAAAGUCUCAUUUUGGUGACUGUUUUUUCAGUUAAUCAUUGAUAAUGUAUUGAAUGAUGAUUAUUUUAUGUAUAUGAAUAAGAACUGAAUAAUAUGCAAAAAUAUAAUCAAAGAAAACUAAGAUAUAUGCAAAAUUCUCCUAAUACAUGUAUGUCAUGGCCAUGUUGAAUAUUAAUGUUUUAUUUUGUACAUUUUUUUUUUAUAAUUGUGACUGCAUUUAGAAAUUUUCGCAUGUAUACUUAACUAAUAUAGAAAAGUUGACACUUAUUUUUUAUUAUUUUGUCAUUUCAGAAAAAUAUUUUUCACAUUUGAUAUUUUUAAAACAGGAAUUAAACUGGAAAAUUCUUGUUUGUGCACAUUAUCAGUUUAUUGGUAUAUCACUGUAAAGAAACAUUUCAUUUAAAAAAAAGAGGUAACUAAAGCUUUAUAUAAUAAUAUUUAGUUGCAUGGUUUGGUAGAAUUUAACACAUUGAGGGCUGAGCGGUAGACUGCACUAGCUGCUAACUUUAUACGUAGAAUUAAUGCAGUUUUAUGACAAGUCCUCAUCCUAGAAUUAGCCGUUGUCUUCACCUCUGUGCAAUGUACACUUAUGUGAUUCUUUUUCGUAUUUCAUUUGUUACUUCACCCUUUGUUUUUUCUUGGUGACUGCAAAAUUACGGGGUGAAAUGACUUUUGAUCUUUUGUGUUCUUGUGGUUGUGUUGUUUUUUUUCUCUCUUUUUGGAGUCUUGUCACAAGGUGUUAUUUUUUUACUUUAGGAAAUUCUUUAAUUAUCAUACCUUUGUUUGUUAAUUUCAUUGUUGAUGCACACAUCAGUAUUGUUAAUGAAUUCUAAUGAAAAGUAUCUAGAAAUACAGUACUGUUAAGACCAAACUUGACAGUAAGUGCACUUCUUGUGCACUCUUAGUUCACCAAACGUGUAGUCAAGUGUUUCUGGAGUUUUGCAGCUUGUGUAAAAUACAAAUAAAUUUAUAUUUUGUCCAAUAUCUUUGUUAACUAUACAACAGUAUUGUAUUGCAAAGUGUAAUCCUGUAUUGUAAGUAAAAAUGUAGAUAAAUCAUGAAAUUUAUAUUCAUUUCAAACAGAUAUCAGUUAAUGCAAGUUCAAAAUUUAUAGGACAUUAUGUUGUUAAUUGUUGUUAAUUAUAUGAUGAAAAUUUUAUUUUUCAAAUUGUAAAUGUCAUUGAUUAGAAGAUGAAUAAAAUAGAUUGUCAGUG
Messenger RNA from Mya arenaria, 9136 nucleotides. Its product is annotated as serine/threonine-protein phosphatase 4 regulatory subunit 4-like. Lineage: Eukaryota; Metazoa; Mollusca; Bivalvia; Myida; Myidae. Gene Ontology annotation, cellular component: cytosol; protein serine/threonine phosphatase complex. Gene Ontology annotation, molecular function: protein phosphatase regulator activity. The record is from RefSeq and is a predicted model, not a curated record. The transcript is spliced from 26 exons. The coding region runs from base 831 to 3647 and encodes 938 amino acids.